Perognathus longimembris pacificus (Pacific pocket mouse) is the source of this 2142-nucleotide messenger RNA. RefSeq names its product RAB12, member RAS oncogene family (gene Rab12). Gene Ontology annotation, molecular function: GTPase activity; GTP binding. Gene Ontology annotation, biological process: protein localization to plasma membrane; regulation of exocytosis; protein secretion. The transcript is spliced from 6 exons. Lineage: Eukaryota; Metazoa; Chordata; Mammalia; Rodentia; Heteromyidae. The record is from RefSeq and is a predicted model, not a curated record. Gene Ontology annotation, cellular component: endosome; trans-Golgi network transport vesicle; plasma membrane. Bases 1 to 1023 code for a protein of 340 amino acids.
AUGCUGCUGCCGCUGCUGCGGGGUAGCUGCUUCCCUUCCUCCUCCCCGGGCGGCGCUGGCGGCGGCGGCGGCGGCGGCGGCGGGGACAAGGGCGCGGGGAGCCGGCCGGCUGCGCAGCCGCAGCGCGGAGUCCGCGGGCCGCCGGGGCCUCUGGAGCCGCGGAGCGCCGAGGCCGGGGCCGAGCCCUCGCGCGCGGCCGAGGCGGAGGCCCGCGGGGCGCCGGGGCCCGGGGCGCGCGGCGGGCGGUGGGCCGGGCGCGAGCCGCAUGCGUGCAUGGAUCCGGGCGCCGCGCUGCACAGGCGGGCCGGGGCCGGCGGCGGCGGCGGCGGCGGCGGCCUGGGCGCGGGCUCCCCGGCGCUGUCGGGCGGCCAGGCCCGUCGGAGGAAGCAGCCCCCGCGUCCGGCCGACUUCAAGCUGCAGGUGAUCAUCAUCGGCUCCCGCGGCGUGGGCAAGACCAGCCUGAUGGAGCGCUUCACCGACGACACCUUCUGCGAGGCCUGCAAGUCCACCGUGGGUGUUGACUUUAAAAUCAAGACUGUAGAGCUAAGAGGAAAGAAAAUCCGGUUACAGAUCUGGGACACGGCAGGUCAGGAGAGAUUCAACAGCAUUACCUCAGCUUACUACAGAAGUGCCAAGGGGAUCAUAUUAGUAUAUGAUAUCACGAAGAAGGAGACAUUUGACGAUUUGCCAAAGUGGAUGAAGAUGAUUGAUAAGUAUGCUUCCGAAGAUGCCGAACUCCUCCUCGUGGGGAACAAGCUGGACUGUGAGGCGGACAGAGAAAUCAGCCGGCAGCAGGGAGAGAAGUUUGCACAGCAGAUAACCGGGAUGCGGUUCUGCGAAGCAAGUGCCAAGGACAACUUUAAUGUGGACGAGAUCUUCCUGAAGCUCGUGGAUGACAUUCUGAAGAAGAUGCCUCUGGAUAUUUUAAGGAACGAGUUGUCCAAUAGCAUCCUCUCCCUACAACCCGAGCCCGAGAUCCCGCCAGAGCUGCCUCCGCCAAGACCACACGUCCGAUGCUGUUGAAUUGCUGCUUUGGAGACGGAGUGCAGCCCAUUCCUCGAGAGGGAAACCUUCUGUCCUGCACUACAAUCAUUUCGACAAUUCCUUCCGCACUUUGUAAUCCAAGUCAGAGCUAUACACUAACUUGUAAAUAUGCAAAUAUACAAUCCUGGGUAAGUUUGGGUUGUAAGUUACGUAUUUCCCUCCAAAUUCUAUUUCCUUCAUUACCCCAGUGUCUAGUGUACACACACUGGGAAAUGUACUUCUAAUAUGAAGAAUGGGAGAGAGCGAGAAGAGCUAUGAUGUUUCUUAAAUAAUAUAAUUGUCCUUGUUAGUUAUGAGGACAGAAGAUAUUCUGAUAACGAGAGAACGUGGUGCUUUGCUUACUUAAAGACAUUUGUAAAACUAAAGACAUUGGGAGGGGCUAAGUAAGUGCUUUUUCUUUAUUUACAAGACAUUUCCAGCUGUAGCAACUUUGAAGUAUUGGUGUUUCUGCCGCAGGCGAAGCUCCAGCCCGAGCCACCACUGAAGGGUAUUAGUGUUCUGAACUGGCUGGAUAUUUCUACCCAGAGGCUGGAUCGGUGGUUCAGAAUCUCUGGUGGUCUUCCUGAUGGGUGUUCCUAACACAAGGACAACAAAGAUUCAAUUAAAAACAUUCUGUUAGGCUAGGGGUACGGCUCGGUGGUAGAACACCUGCCUAGCAUGUGUGAGGCCAUGCCCAGCACUGCAAAAAAAAAAAAAAAAAAUGUGUGAAAGAGAAAGAUUUUAAAGGCACAUUGCUUCCUAAACAAAUCCUGUUUCAAGGAAUUUUCAAGACACCUUUACUCUAUGAGAGGAUACGGGUGUGCUGGCAUCCGCACUCUGUAACAUUGUCACGAUGAAACUCCUCCUCUUGACUGGUGAAGUUUAUUCCCAUUAAGCGUAAACUGUGUUGACCUUUUUUUUCCCUUUGGUCUGAUAAUGAAUUUGUGAACUCCCUUUUUGGUAUAUCUUUUAUUAAACUGCACUGUUUGGUUUAGUCAAGAUAAAUAAGGAAGUAUUGUAUUGGAAUAACUUGGCGUGUCCCGAGUGUUGUGCUGAGAAGCAUCGUGGUCUUUCUACACUAAUGAAGUGCAAAUAAAAUUUUGUAUUUAUGAAUGACAA